Scylla paramamosain (green mud crab) is the source of this 1905-nucleotide messenger RNA. RefSeq lists its product as uncharacterized. The record is from RefSeq and is a predicted model, not a curated record. The transcript is spliced from 4 exons. Gene Ontology annotation, molecular function: zinc ion binding; aspartic-type endopeptidase activity; nucleic acid binding. The coding region runs from base 1 to 1905 and encodes 634 amino acids. Lineage: Eukaryota; Metazoa; Arthropoda; Malacostraca; Decapoda; Portunidae. Gene Ontology annotation, biological process: proteolysis; DNA integration.
AUGGCUCGAGAGGUUAUCCUUAAACUGGAUCGGUGGCUGAAGGCCGAGGAAGCCACUACGCUUGAAGAGGUAAAAGGAGUUAUACAGACGGAACAAUUUAUGAGCCAAAUGCCCCUCAGUGUAAGAUGUGAGCUCGCAUCACACGACGUGAAAGACGUGAUGGAAGCCGGACGCAGAGCUGACAAGUACUGUGCGGUCCGUGGGAUGAACGGAGAUGAACACCAUGAAGGGAGAAAGCCAUUCUCCAGCAGAAAUGAUGGUCAUCAGAGAUAUAAGAAUGACAGUCAGAUGAGCUCGACAUCAGUCCACAGAUCAAACCAGCCCCGCCCUAACAACUAUAGUUUUCCCCACACUUACACCAUGCCCCCGCCAGCCGACCACAACAUGAGGUCUGCGCCCUAUGGGAGUAGGCCCAGGAGCACUACCUAUUACCAGAAGGGUAGUGGGGAUGAAGGUGCAGUUAAGUGCCUUGGAUGUGGAAGUAGCGGGCAUAGGAAGUUCCAGUGUCCGAAGGGACGGCCGAAGCCAGUGGGAGCAGUUGCCGCCCAAAGAGACCUGAUAAAGUAUGUGGAGAAUAUGAAUGCAGAGAUACAAGAGGAGCCGCCGAAAGAUGAGGGCUUUGAGCACUUCACCAGUAAGGGCACAGUGAAAGUGGAGGGAAGUCCAGAGAAGGUGAUCAGAAUCCUUCGGGAUACGGGAGCUAACCAGAGCCUGAUCUUAAGUAGUGUACUCCCAUGGAAUGAGGAGACCAGCACUGGCAGAGAGGUCUCAUGCAAGGGUGCAGGGGGCCAGUUCAGUAUUCCCCUGCACAAAGUUUGGCUGGACUGUGGAUACGUCACUGGAGAGGUGACGGUGGGAGUGAAGGAGGCACUGCCCGUAGAUGGAGUGGAUAUGCUGGUUGGGAACGACCUGGCUGGAGGUCGAGUUAUCCCUAAACUUCAGAUGGUAGACAACCCUCUGAUAGGGAUGACGGAAACCACCACUCCAGCAGCAGUCCCUCACUCAACAGAUGGGGAGGCAGAGGUGCCUGAAUUGUUCCCAGUCUGCGCAGUGACCCGAGCGAUGGCCCGGAAAGAACGCAUGGACGCCGAGGGAGCAACGCAGGAGGACGAAGGCCUGGGCGUUCUGUUUGAGGAACCUGAUGAAAAAGGAACUAACCCGGAGUGCACGAGUGGUGGACCGGUUGUAGGUCAGGUGGGGCCCAACCUUGAUUUUCUGGUACAAAAGAACGAGUUGAUAAAAGCUCAGGAGAGUGAUGAAAGCUUGAAGUCUGCUUGGAAUGAGGCUAACAGGCUGGGUGAGCUUGACAAUGAGUACGUGGGCUACUACGUGAAUAACGGGGUAUUAAUGAGAAGUUGGAGGCCCCUGACAGCCCCAACCUCCGAUCACUGGAUGGUGAAAAGGCAGAUUGUGGUGCCAUGGGUGUAUAGGAAGAAAAUUUUGGAGAUGGCACACGAAGGUGGGCAAGCCGAACUAGGUGAUUCGCCCUGCCCCCCUUCACCCUAUACCUGUGGUCGAGGAACCAUUCAGUUUCCUGAGGCCAUUCCCCUCAGGAGUAUAAACUCUAAAAACAUUGUGAGGGAACUGGUGAAAUUUUUCUCCUGGGUGGGAAUCCCUAAGGUGUUGCAGUCAGACCAGGGAAGUAAUUUCACUUCUCGUGCAUUCAAGGAAAUCCUAAGGGGUCUGAAGAUUGAACAGAGACUGUCGAGUGCUUAUCACCCUCAGUCUCAGGGUUGUGUAGAAAGAUUUCACCAAACUCUCAAAAACACUCUCAGGAUGUAUUGUGAGGAGAUGAGUGUUCAGUGGGAUGAGGACUAUAACUUAGAGAUUCACCAUGUGAAAGGCAGUGAGAAUAUUAUUGCCGAUGCCUUGUCCCGCGCACCGCCUAGUCGUGAGGCAUCCUAA